This is a messenger RNA of Culex quinquefasciatus (southern house mosquito), 2011 nucleotides long. RefSeq lists its product as uncharacterized. Bases 28 to 1425 code for a protein of 465 amino acids. The record is from RefSeq and is a predicted model, not a curated record. Gene Ontology annotation, biological process: DNA integration. NCBI's taxonomy places the organism in Eukaryota, Metazoa, Arthropoda, Insecta, Diptera, Culicidae. The transcript has 2 exons. Gene Ontology annotation, molecular function: nucleic acid binding.
ACACCAUACCUGGAUGAGCAUGGUGUGAUGCGAGUCGACAGCCGUAUUGGAGCCGUUCCAUACGUCAACUUCGACUUCAAGUACCCUAUUAUCCUGCCGCGGCGUCAUUACCUUACCAAGCUGAUCGUCGACUGGUACCACCGCAGGUACUUGCACGCCAAUCACAGUACAGUCCACAACGAGGUUCGCCAAAGAUUUCACGUCUCCAGUCUGUACACAGUUGUUCUCCAAGUUGCAAAGGAUUGUCAGACCUGUAAGAAUAACAAAGCAGUUCCAACGACUCCUCGAAUGGCUCCUUUACCAUACUCGAGGCUCGCGGCCGGGGUGCGUCCAUUUUCGUAUGUCGGGCUCGACUAUUUUGGACCCAUACAUGUACGUGUCGGACGAAGCUCUGUAAAGCGGUGGGUCGCCCUUUUUACCUGCCUGACAGUGCGAGCAGUUCACCUCGAAGUCGUCCAUACACUCUCGACCGAAUCAUGCAAGAUGGCUGUGCGAAGGUUCGUGGCUCGUCGCGGAUCUCCGGUGGAAAUACAUUCAGACAACGGAACGAAUUUUCAAGGGGCUAGCCGGGAGCUGAAGGACGAAAUCGAGGUUAUUGGAAAAAACUUGGCCGAAACCUUCACCAACUCUAACACAAAGUGGCUGUUCAUUCCACCGUCCGCGCCACACUUCGGAGGUUCGUGGGAAAGACUGGUGAAAUCCGUCAAGGUGGCACUUCGUUCAUUGUGCAGUGAUCGCAAGCCCGACGACGAGACACUGCUGACUGUCCUUGCCGAGGCAGGGUCGAUAGUGAACUCCAGACCACUAACGAAAAUCCCACUGGAAGACGCCAGCCAGGAAGCUCUCACCCCGAAUCACUUUUUGCUGCUAAGCUCGAAUGGAGUCAUACAACCACCUUCGUCACUGACGCAGCCACCGAAGGUAACUCGCACCAACUGGAACUUGGCCAAGCAGCUCGUGGAUCAAUUUUGGAGACGGUGGAUUAGCGAAUACCUCCCAAUAAUAUCCAAAAGGACGAGAUGGUUCAGUGAAACGGAAGCUCUCAAAGUAGACGAUUUGGUGCUGAUCGUUAACGAAGGACAAAGGAAUGGUUGGACAAGAGGACGAGUACUGACGGUGAUCCCCGGCCGCGACGGCCGCAUUCGACAGGCGACAGUGCAAACGGCGGCAGGGAUACUGAAACGACCAGUAGCUAAAUUGGCAGUGCUGAACGUCCAGGACAGCUGUAACGCAACAGUACCAGCGGAACCGGAAAGGCGUUACGGGUCGGGGGAUGUGGACGGAAGCAACAGCAUCGACGGUACAACAUUGCGUGAGGGUCCCUCGUCAAACAGCAAACACAUCUACACCACCGGGGUAGCUGAGCGAAGUCUACGUCGAUCGGGCCGUCUAGCUAGUGCCAACCAGAAGAAGUGGAAGAAUUAAGCGAAACGAGUAGGGAUUGUACGCAGUGCGCUUUGCAGAACGCCACCUUUUUUGUUUAAAACGACUUAAACAUAACAAUUAGUAGUUUUAAAACAUUGCGCUGAACGAUACUCCGUGUACGACCGAAGCGAGUGGUUCUAGACCGUGGUCGCGAGAACCACACAGCUACUUCGGUUCCGAGCAGAACCUGGCAAGUGUCCAAACGGCCAAGGAGGCCAAAAAAAUCCCCAGAACACGCGUAAGCAAUUAGGUAUGAUCAAAUGUGAAUUAGCUCCAAACAUACCUCCUAACAAUCUCUGUACGAACGAUUACCAUAGGCUGGGCAAAACUGGUCGUCACCGAACAUCGUUGUCGUGUUUAAUGAGCAAUCGGAUUGAGGGAAAACUAAUUGUAAGUCUACAGAACAUCUACUGAUAGCAAUGAACUUAAUAAAACGAAUUAUUUCAGCUUUGAGCUGCUCUACACAAAACAGCUGCUGCAAAGAGUUUCACCCAAAUCAACAAACCGAAACAUUUUAAAAAACUGGCACUUAAUUGAAAAGUGAUCCAGAUUAUAAAGUUAUAACCAAUAACAGAAUGAAUCGAAA